AUGACAUUUUUUCAGUUCCGGUCCCGGUGUCGGUCUUCAUCAGGACCGAUCGAUUCGUUAUUCAUUCCAUUCGAUGAUGAGGAAAAGGAAAAAGACUUUUGGGUUUUAGAUCACAAGUAUUUGGAAAAUAUGUACACUAUGUUUCGAAAAGUAAACGCACGUGAGCGUAUCGUUGGAUCGUAUCAUACUGGUCCGAAAUUACAUCGUAACGACAUUUCUAUCAACGAACUAAUACUCGUUUAUAAUCCAGAUUCUAUAUUUGUUAUUAUUGAUGCUAAACCAAAAGAUCUUGGCUUACCGACAGAAGCAUAUAUUGCCGUAGAAGAAAUUCACGAUGAUGGUAGUCCAGCCUCAAAAACAUUUGAACAUUUGCCAUCAGAAAUUGGCGCUGAAAGGGCAGAAGCAGUCGGAGUUGAACAUCUUCUACGUGAUAUUCGUAAUGCAACAGCUGGAACAUUAUCCCAACGUAUUACGAAUCAGUUAAUGGGUUUAAAAGGUCUAAUGAAAAAUCUAAACGAUGUUCGAAAUUAUUUAGAUAAAUUAUUAACAAAUAAAUUACCAAUAAAUCAUCAGAUAUUAUCACAUAUUCAAGAUAUGUUCAAUUUAUUAUCUGAUAUAAAUCAACAAGAUUUAACUAAAUCAAUUUAUGCUGAAACAAAUGAUGAAACGUUACUAGUUUAUCUUUCAUCAUUAAUACGUUCCAUUAUUGCAUUACAUAAUUUAAUUAUGAAUAAAAUACAAAAUAGUGAUACUGAAAAAUCCGAUAAUGCAUCAGUUACAGGUAUGACUGGAACAAGUGCAGGUAUAUCACAAAGUGAUAAAAAAAAUGAAAAAGGUGCUAGUGAUAAAACAACAUCAAAUAAUAGUACGAAUAAUAAUGCUAGUUAA
This is a messenger RNA of Didymodactylos carnosus, 888 nucleotides long. NCBI's taxonomy places the organism in Eukaryota, Metazoa, Rotifera, Eurotatoria, Philodinida, Philodinidae. The record is from the annotation of a GenBank genome assembly.